This is a messenger RNA of Gossypium raimondii (Peruvian cotton), 2015 nucleotides long. RefSeq names its product guanylate kinase 2. The record is from RefSeq and is a predicted model, not a curated record. The coding region runs from base 343 to 1536 and encodes 397 amino acids. Gene Ontology annotation, biological process: purine nucleotide metabolic process. The transcript is spliced from 11 exons. Gene Ontology annotation, molecular function: GMP kinase activity; protein binding. Gene Ontology annotation, cellular component: cytosol. Lineage: Eukaryota; Viridiplantae; Streptophyta; Magnoliopsida; Malvales; Malvaceae.
AGUCCCCAGUCGGGUCUUCUUGUUUUCGUGAACUGAAUGCGACCAAAAAAGAAGGGCCAACUCUUUCUCUUUACAAAUAUAAAAGAGAGACAAUGCAACUCUCUCUUCACCCCAAUCUCUUUCUGUAAUCUUCUUUUUCAAGCCUAAGCUUGUUCUGAUUUGACUCCCUCCUAACGCUGCCUUCUACAGAUCACAGUACCUGAAGAAAACCCCUUUUCCCCCUCCUAUUCUCUUCUACUAUUUAACCCUCUUACAAUUACCAUCUGCCUACCCAAGUUUCUUUAAUUAUUUCUUUUUUGCUCUUAUCAAAGGAGAAUCUUGUAUUGGAGGCAUUGGUUCUCCAUGGGUGAAGCCCCGGCAUUCUGUUUUGACAAUCUACAAAAUGGAUUUGGUUUAAAACCCAAAGGCUUGGAGACCUCUGCCGACGUUGGUGACAAAACGUUUGUAAUUGGUGGUGGGGCAGACCAUGAUUCCACAUCAUAUAUUGGGGUUAAGAUUUAUGACAAAUCUACAGGCAAAUGGGUGAUCCCUACAGUUCUGGGAACAAAACCAAAGGCAUGUAAAGGCCAUUCGGCCAUUCUUUUGAAUGAAGAUCGAAUAAUGAUAAUUAUUAGGGGUUCCACCCCAGAUGACUGCAUUUGGUUUCUUGAGGCGGACACCAAGUAUGUUAAGGAACAGAGAAAAAUUUGGGGGACUGAAGUUGUUGCCUGGAGUAGGGGUGUGAGGGGUGAUGCUGAGAAGCCGGUUGUUAUCAGUGGUCCUUCUGGAGUUGGUAAGGGGACACUAAUAAACAUGUUGAUGAAGGAAUUCCCAUCUAUGUUUGGGUUCUCUGUCAGCCACACAACCCGUGCACCAAGGGGCAACGAGAAGAAUGGAGUUCAUUAUCAUUUUACUGACCGGAGUGUAAUGGAGAAAGAUAUAAAAGAUGGGAAAUUUCUUGAGUUUGCUUCUGUUCAUGGGAAUCUUUAUGGAACUAGUAUUGAAGCUGUUGAGGCAGUAGCAGACUCUGGGAAGAGGUGCAUUCUUGACAUUGAUGUUCAAGGAGCAAGGUCAGUGAGGGCAAGUUCUCUUGAUGCCAUUUUCAUUUUUAUCUGUCCGCCCACAAUGAGAGAGCUUGAAGAGCGGCUCCGUGCAAGGGGGACUGAGACAGAGGAGCAAAUCCUAAAACGACUACGGAAUGCGGAAGCAGAAAUUGAGCAAGGGAAAUCUUCUGGCAUCUUUGAUCAUAUAUUAUACAAUGAUAAUCUCGAGGAGUGCUAUGAGAAUCUUAAGGAACUGCUAGGGCUGAAUGGAAGUGCACCAACUAAUCAUAAGCCAUCACCCAAAGGGAUUGAUCUGCCUUCGAACCAUUCGGUGUCAAAAAUCGAUAACAAGAUCCUCAUAAAUUGUGAGACUCCGGAACUCGAGAAAGCGUCAAAGAACUUGAUUGCAUUGGAUGUGUCGUCGCUAAAAGGUGGGGCACCCGGUCGGACAAGAGGACUAAAUGUCUAUGCCCUUGAUUCAUUUUCAGAUGGCUUAAAUGAGAAACUGAGCUGACGACUGCAACCAACCCUUAACAUGGUUUUGUAUUUGACAAAAGGGGAACUAUGAUAAGAAAGCUUUAUUCUUUGCUUGUUUAAGAACCAGGAUGUAGUAUUUGAACAAUUAGCAAUUCCUACAUGGGGCAAUGAGAGAGAAUUCAUGAUUUGUGCGGCAAUGGAUAGUGUUGAGCCAAGUAGUAAGUGAAUAUAUAUUUGAUUGGAAGAUAUGGGUGGGUUUGUCUGUGUCAAUGCAAGAAAAAGAAGCAUCACAAGUUGACUAUUGAAUGGAUCAAAGGGUAGAAUAGAAUGAAACAGAUGAUAACGAAAUUUGAUCAAUGAAUUUGUUUUAUCCAAAUAAUGAAUAGAUUCCGAUUGAAGGGAAAAAUAGCUGACAGAUGUGUUUGUGGUACACAAAGAAUUUGAUCAGAUUGGGAGUCUUGAAUGAGAAUUUGUAAAAACUAAAGUUAUCUUAAUUUGGUUGCUACUUCAACUUGA